UCCCGGGCGGGGUCAAGGGUCAGAAGGCGGAGGCGUGCCCAAGAUGGCGGCCUCCAUGUGCGACGUGUUCUCCUUCUGCGUGGGCGUGGCGGGCGGUGCCCGCGGCUCCGUGGAAGUCCGUUUCGUGAGCAGCGCCAAGGGAAAGGGACUGUUUGCCACACAGCUGAUCCGGAAGGGAGAGACCAUCUUCAUUGAAAGACCCCUGGUGGCUUCACAGUUUCUCUGGAAUGCACUUUAUCGGUACCGAGCCUGUGACCACUGUCUUCGGGCACUGGAGAAGGCAGAGGAGAACGCACAGCGGCUGACUGGGAAACCAGGCCAGGUUCUCCCACACCCAGAGUUGUGCGGUGUGCGCAAGGACCUCCACCAGAGCUGCCCGCAUUGCCAGGUGACGUACUGCAGUGCAGAGUGUCGGCUGGCAGCUGCGGAGCAAUACCACCGAAUCCUGUGCCCAGGCCCGUCCCAGGAUGACCCCCGCCACCCCCUCAAUAAGCUGCAGGAGGCAUGGAGGAGUGUUCACUAUCCUCCGGAGACUGCAAGUAUAAUGCUGAUGGCUCGGAUGGUGGCCACCGUGAAACAGGCCAAGGACAAGGACCACUGGGUCAGGCUUUUUUCCCAGUUCUGCAGCAAAACGGCCAAUGAGGAGGAAGAAAUUGUCCACAAACUCCUAGGGGACAAAUUCAAGGGCCAGCUGGAACUUCUGCGUAGACUCUUCACAGAGGCCCUGUAUGAGGAGACUCUCAGCCAGUGGUUCACACCAGAUGGAUUCCGGUCUCUCUUUGCUCUUGUUGGGACCAAUGGUCAAGGGAUUGGAACCAGCUCCCUCAGCCAGUGGGUACAUGCCUGUGACUCUCUGGAGCUGAAGCCGCAGGACCGGGAACAGCUGGACACCUUCAUUGACCAGUUGUACAAGGACAUUGAGGCAGCGACUGGCGAGUUCCUUAACUGUGAAGGAUCCGGUCUCUUUGUGCUUCAAAGCUGCUGCAACCACAGUUGUGUCCCCAAUGCAGAGACUUCCUUCCCAGAAAACAACUUCCUCUUGCAUGUUACCGCCUUGGAAGAUAUUAAGCCAGGCGAGGAAAUCUGUAUCAGCUACUUAGACUGCUGUCAGCGGGAGCGUAGCCGCCACAGCCGCCACAAGAUCCUCAGGGAGAACUACUUGUUCAUCUGUUCCUGUCCCAAAUGCCUGGCAGAGGCUGAUGACCCCAGUGUGACCUCAGAAGAGGAGGAGGAGGAGGAAGGAGAGCCCGAAGAUGCAGAGCUAGGGGAUGAGAUGACUGACGUGUGAUGUUACCCUGCCUGGAAGGGGCCCUGCCCAGACCCUGCUGGAAAAGGGGAUCUGUCCUCCACAGAUGUUGGAGGGAACAUCCCCUCCCCCUCGCACCCAUUGCCUGCCUUCUCCCUUCUGGCAUCCUGUCAGAGCUGAGGAGAGGCUGGACCCGAGCACCACCCCCACCAGACCUCAGGCCCUGAGCACUGCUGCUGAGCUGCUUGGGUCCUGUGCUAUCAGCAAGCCUUGUAGACCUGACCUUCCCCUGCCAUGCUGCACUGCAGCCGUGAGACUGGAACAGCUCCAGGCCUCGUAGUGUCUUCCUCUGGGCCCCGUGGCCCAUGCUCACCCAUCCACCUAAGGCUUGGCCCCUCGUGACCGGCUGUUACUUUGAGGGGGACAACAAAAUGGCCAAUCUGAAAGCAGACUGGUUUCCUUGACAGAAAGAGGUGAUGCCAUGCCUUACCUCUUCCUCUCGGCUCAUCUGCCACAGCUGCAGCUGAAGUAAUGGCCUGCCACUUGCCAGCAAGAGGCAAGAACAACGGUCUAGGCCUUCAGAACACUUCAAAAGACUGUGCCAGGCAUGUUGGGUUGUUCCCAUCGGACACUGGGGAGGUAGAGAUUAACUGCUCUCCAGGGUCCAGAUCACUGUGCCUUGCCUCUUAGGCUCAGGCAAGGUGGCUAGCCCUAUACGGUCUUGAAGAGGCCCAUCUUCAUCAGGACUGUAGCGGUAUCACAGAUGAAAGAUUGCACUCUUAAUUGAGGAUGCUCCACUCUUCCCUGGGACCAGCUGAAAUGGUCCAGCAAAGGAUCUGAUCUCAGACAUCCACCUUCAGGAUAUCCAUAGAGGAACCCUGAAGGAACUGGACAUAUGCUUGGACAUGAGCCAUGACUUUGUUCCCUCCUGGCCACAGGGAUGGGCAUCUUGGAGAUGACAGCCACUGCUCCCCAUCUUUCCCUGAGAGGCCUGCACAUGGCCCUGCUGGGGCCUCCCAGGGAGGACCAGUGCCUAUGCUACAGGCUCUUUCCAAGGUGGAGCCAGGUGGAACGUGCCUGACUGGCCGCCUCAUCUGUAGGGCAUACUCUUCACAACAGCCAACACCUCUCUCUCCCUCUGGUCUC
Molecule: messenger RNA, 2392 nt
Organism: Phodopus roborovskii (desert hamster)
Lineage: Eukaryota; Metazoa; Chordata; Mammalia; Rodentia; Cricetidae
Gene: Smyd5
Product: SMYD family member 5
Exons: 13
Coding region: 44-1288 (414 amino acids)
Molecular function (GO): histone H4K20 methyltransferase activity; protein binding
Source: RefSeq, a predicted model, not a curated record